GUCAGUCCUCCUGCAGCGGGGAAACAUGAAGGUUCUGGUCGCACUGUCCGCUGUGCUGGCGCUGGGCGCUGCCCAGUACUCGCCGGUUGGGUACCCAUACUACGGGUACAGCCCGGUGAGCUACUACGCCGGCGGCGCGUACAACCAUUACGCCCCGACGGUGUACAGCGCGGCGCCAGCCGCUACCGUCAGCUCGCAGUACCACGCUCAGGAUGAGCUGGGCCAGUUCAACUAUGGCUACGCCGGAGGCCCGUCUGCCAAGAACGAGUUCAGGAGGUUCGAUGGCGCCACCGUUGGCAGCUACAGCUACAUAGACGCCAACGGCAAGGUGCAGACCGUCUCCUACACGGCCGACGAUGUCAACGGCUUCCAGGUGAAGGCGACCAACCUUCCUGUGGCCCCGGAGGCAAACCUGCAGGCGCCCGAGUUCAACCUGGAGGCGCCCGUGUUCGACGGCGUGGCUCCCGAGCCGGUGCAGGACACGGCCGAGGUGGCCGCCGCCAAGGCCGAGUUCCGCAAGAAGUACGCCGAGGCGGCGGCCGCUGCCGCCGCUGCGGCCACCUUCAAGACCGCAACUCUGGAUAAGGUGGAGGCCGACACCCCGGCCGACACCACCCUGCUGAAGGUCACCGAGAAGGAGCACGAGACGUACGUGCCCAGCGUGGUCUCUUACGCCGCCCCCGCCGUCCACUACACCACCCCCGUGGUCUCCUACGCUGUCCCCGAGGUGAAGAAGGUUGAGGUCAAGCAUGUGGCCUCUCCCAUCACAUACGCUGCCUCUCCUCUUCCCCUGGCCUAUGGCCUGCACCCGUACGGCUACGGUGCUCCUCUCAUCUACAACGUGGAGGCCAAGGAGGAGACUGCCGCUGUCGAGGAGGCUGCCGAGGAGGAGCCGGCCGUCGCCACCUUCAAGACGGCCACCCUGGAUAAGGUGGAGGCCGACACCCCGGCCGACACCAGCCUGCUCAAGGUGACUGAGAAGGAGCACGAGACGUACGUGCCCAGCGUGGUCCCUUACGCCGCCCCCGCCGUCCAUUACACCGCCCCGGUGGUUUCCUACGCUGUCCCCGAGGUGAAGAAGGUUGAGGUCAAGGCAGUCCCCAUCACCUACGCUGCUAACGCCUUCGCCUACGCUGCUCCUGCUAUCACAUACACCACCCCCGUGGUCAAGAAGGUUGAGGUUAAGCACGUGGCCUCUCCCAUCACGUACGCUGCCUCUCCUCUUCCCCUGACCUAUGGCCUGCACCCGUACGGCUACGGUGCCCCUCUCAUCUACAACGUGGAGGCUAAGGAGGAGACUGCCGCUGUCGAGGAGGCUGCCGAGGAGGAGCCGGCCGUCGUCACCGAGAAGGAGCACGAGACGUACGUGCCCAGCGUGGUCUCUUACGCCGCCCCCGCUGUCCACUACACCGCCCCCGUCGUUCGCUACGCCGUCCCGGAGGUGAAGAAGGUCGAGGUCAAGACGGCCCCCAUCACCUACGCUGCCUCUCCCCUUCCCCUGACCUAUGGUCUCCACCCGUACAGCUUCGGCACUCCUCUGAUCUACAACGUGGAGGCCAAGGCUGCUGAAGUCGAGGAGAAGGCUGAAUAA
This is a messenger RNA of Pollicipes pollicipes, 1591 nucleotides long. RefSeq lists its product as uncharacterized. Bases 26 to 1591 code for a protein of 521 amino acids. The transcript has 5 exons. Gene Ontology annotation, molecular function: structural constituent of chitin-based larval cuticle. NCBI's taxonomy places the organism in Eukaryota, Metazoa, Arthropoda, Thecostraca, Pollicipedomorpha, Pollicipedidae. The record is from RefSeq and is a predicted model, not a curated record. Gene Ontology annotation, cellular component: chitin-based extracellular matrix.